This is a messenger RNA of Mesorhabditis belari, 261 nucleotides long. NCBI's taxonomy places the organism in Eukaryota, Metazoa, Nematoda, Chromadorea, Rhabditida, Rhabditidae. The record is from the annotation of a GenBank genome assembly.
AUGCAUCCCAAGCAAUAUUUGCGAAUCCAAGGAGAUAGCCAACUCCUAACUGAAGAAAUGACUGCCGUUGACGAGUCUUUGAAGAGGGUCCACGAGCAAAAGCUGAAAGAGCUGAAGAUUGUCGCGGAGAAAGUGAAUGGCACUGUCAAGUGGUACUCCGUCCUUAGCCACUACGGCUUCAUUCGAAUUGAAAAAGAAGACGUCUUUGUGCAUCAGUCUUCGAUCCUGGAAUCCCGAACCAAUCGACUGGGAAAGGAUGGA